This is a messenger RNA of Cephus cinctus (wheat stem sawfly), 987 nucleotides long. It is a transcript of the gene mbf1, whose product is annotated as endothelial differentiation-related factor 1 homolog. NCBI's taxonomy places the organism in Eukaryota, Metazoa, Arthropoda, Insecta, Hymenoptera, Cephidae. Gene Ontology annotation, cellular component: nucleus. Gene Ontology annotation, molecular function: DNA binding. Bases 154 to 597 code for a protein of 147 amino acids. The record is from RefSeq and is a predicted model, not a curated record. The transcript has 4 exons.
GAUUUCGCUCUGCGCAGCUACCAAUAGUGGAAUUUCGAAGCAUAUUACAGAGAAAUUACUGGAACACCUUGUAUUGGUUAUAAACUAAAACGCACGAUAUUAUUAACUUGAUUAAGAAUAAAUAAUAUACCGCAUUCGACAAAUAUAUCAAUCAUGUCAGAUUGGGAUACUGUGCCGAUUACCUUGCGUAAGCGAGUGCCGAAGGGGUCUGCUAUGAAAUCAGAACAGGCCGUCAAUGCAGCUCGACGUCAGGGUGUUGCAGUGGAAACUCAAGUCAAGUGGGGUGGUGGUGCGAACAAGCAACAUGUGACCACAAAAAACACAGCAAAAUUGGACCGAGAGACUGAGGAAUUAAAGCACGAUAAAGUACCUUUGGAUCUUGGUAAACUUAUCCAGCAGGGACGACAAAAUAAAGGAAUGUCCCAGAAGGAUCUUGCUACGAAAGUCAAUGAAAAAGCUCAGGUCAUUAAUGAUUAUGAAGCUGGGAGGGGUAUCCCUAAUCAAAUGGUGAUUGGCAAAAUUGAACGAGUAUUGGGUAUUAAACUGCGUGGAAAGGAUCGUGGCCAACCACUCUUGCCCCCCGGGACGAAGAAGUGAAUCUCGGGGGAAUCAAAGCUCUACUUUCUACCCUUCUCUACUAUUCUCAUGAAACAACCUUUAAAGAUGGUAGAAUCAAGUGUAACUCAGAUCCCUUUCCUCUUUUCCUUUGGUUAUUUUGAUACGGUGUAUUAUAAAGUAGGCUAUCUUUUUGUGUUUAUAUGAAAUAAAUACAAGAUAUUUUAGAUGAACAUCGCGAUUAAAUAUUGAAUUCAUUCUGUAUGCAUAGUACUCUAAGAUAUUCAUAACUACGUAUUUCAAUAUUUAAUCUUAAACACGUUUAUUUGCAUUAACUGCACAUGACCAGUUAUUAAACCUGUAAUUGUAAAUCAAUAGCUGCAGCUACCAGUCACCAAAUGGUUUAGCAAUAAAUACUAUUAAUUUAUGAAA